GAGUUAUGGCUUUGGAGUUGGCCCCUUACAACAUCCGAGUUAACACGGUUAAUCCAACGCUUGUCAUGACAGCGAUGGGAAAAGCGAAUUGGAGCGAUCCGGAUAAGGCUGCCACUUUAAGGGUGAAAAUUCCGAUGGAUCGAUUUGCAGAACCUUGUGAGGUUGUGGAUUCUAUAGUAUUUCUUCUGAGUGACAGAAGCGCGAUGACUACCGGUUCUGCGGUGGUCAUUGACGGAGGGUACCAUAUACAGUAAAUUUGCACCAUACUCGAAGUGUAAACCAAGUCGAAAAUAUUUUAAUAUUAUUGUUAAAAACAAAAAAAUUCCAUAAAUGUAAUUGAAUUGAA
Copidosoma floridanum is the source of this 346-nucleotide messenger RNA. RefSeq names its product D-erythrulose reductase-like. Lineage: Eukaryota; Metazoa; Arthropoda; Insecta; Hymenoptera; Encyrtidae. The record is from RefSeq and is a predicted model, not a curated record.